Lontra canadensis (Northern American river otter) is the source of this 1655-nucleotide messenger RNA. It is a transcript of the gene ALLC, whose product is annotated as allantoicase. Gene Ontology annotation, molecular function: allantoicase activity. Bases 1 to 1512 code for a protein of 503 amino acids. NCBI's taxonomy places the organism in Eukaryota, Metazoa, Chordata, Mammalia, Carnivora, Mustelidae. Gene Ontology annotation, biological process: allantoin catabolic process. The record is from RefSeq and is a predicted model, not a curated record. The transcript is spliced from 14 exons.
AUGGCCUCUGCCCCGAGGCGGCUUUCCAGCACCCUGCACCGAGGCGGCUUUCCAGCAGCCCGCACGGAGCCCCUGCUCUUUCAGUCUGAGCGUGGGUCAGAGCGCCGUCUAGAAGCACGGGCACAGAGGCGGGAGGGCUGUUUCCACGUCGCUGCACGGGGCAUCGAGCACGUGGAACUGAGUCCUGGACCUGCCACCUGGCACGGCCUUGCCGCUGUAGAGGUCCAGACUCCCGGAGCCUCCCAGAUCUGCAGUCAGAACCUACACGGAAGCGCGGCUGACUCUCCCAGGGAGGGAAAACCGGCCGGGGGUCCGGACUUCACCCAGCUGGCGGACAUGGCGUCUGAGUCUGUAGGAGGAAAGAUUUUAUUCGCAACAGAUGACUUUUUUGCUCCUGCGGAAAACCUCAUAAAGAAGGACCGCCCAGGCUUCAGAGAACAGGAGCACGCCGAGUUUGGGAAGUGGCUGGAUGGAUGGGAGACCAGGAGGAGGAGGACUCCAGGUCACGACUGGUGCAUCAUCAAGCUGGGGAUACAAGGGGUUGUCCGAGGCUUUGACGUGGACAUUUCCUACCUCAUGGGAGAUUAUGCUCCUCGGAUAUCCAUUCAAGCAGCCAACUUGGAAGAAGAUAAACAACCAGAAAUCCCACAGAGAGGCGCCAGGAUGGGAGCCGCGGCCACGCCAGAGGAGUUUGAGGCUGUUGCCAAGCUGAAGUCCGACGACUGGAAUUACCUGGUGCCCAUGACAGAGCUCAAGCCAGGAAAGCCUGCUUCCAGCCACAAUUACUUUCCCGUGAAUUCCCAGCAGAGAUGGAGUCACGUAAGGCUCAACAUUUUCCCGGAUGGUGGAAUUGCACGUCUUAGAGUGUAUGGUACUGGACAGAAAGACUGGGUUGCAACUGAUCCCAAAGAACCAUUUGACCUGGUGGCCAUCGCUCACGGGGGUGCCUGUGUAGGAUUCAGCAAUGCACACUUUGGGCAUCCAAACAAUAUGAUAGGAGUUGGCAAGCCCAGGUCCAUGGCAGAUGGCUGGGAGACGGCGAGAAGGCUGGACAGGCCUCCAAUAUUAGAAAAUGACGAGAACGGCAUUCUCCUUGUUCCAGGCUGUGAAUGGGCAGUUUUCCGAUUGGCACACCCUGGAGUAAUAACGCAAAUAGAAAUUGAUACAACACAUUUUAAAGGCAAUUCCCCUGACAGCUGUAAGCUGGAUGGUUGUAUCCUGACAACUCAGGAGGAAGAAGAUACGAUCAAGCAGAAGUGGAAGCUUCCAGGCCAUAAGUGGAAACCGCUGCUGCCAGUCACCAAGCUCUCCGCCAACAACAGUCACUUGUUCGACAGCCUGACCCUGGAGCUCCAGGACGUCAUCACACACGCAAGGCUCACCAUCUUCCCGGAUGGUGGCGUGGGCCGCCUGCGACUCAAGGGCUUCCCCAGCUCCAUCUGCCUGCUGAGGCCCCGCGAGAAGCCUAUGAUGAGGUUCUCCGUGAAAGCGGGCUUCCGAGCCAACCUCUGACUCCCCGCAGGGCCGAGCGCUGGUCAACGCGAUCCUACACAUCUUCUGAAGUGUUCUUAACACCCCAAACUUAAGAGGCUCUAGCAAUGAAUCUUACCAAGAUCAAUGGGAUUCCUGGUUAUUUAAUAAAGUGGUCACUCUCA